UCAAGCGGCGAUGGCGGGUGCACGCGGAAUUUGUUGCUCUCGAUGUUCAGAGAAAAUUGAUAGAUAUAAAGAUUCAAUACUUUGCGUAAAUUGUGAAAGAAGUUAUCAUAUCGAAUGUGUCAAGAUAUCAGUGGAAGAUUUCAGCCGAAUUCGUCAAGAUGGAAGUGUUAGUGAGUGGAGAUGCAAUGAUUGCUCCCAGUCAAAGAGUACAAUGGAGAUCAUGAAGCAAUCGUCAGACUCUGCUGGAUUUCUAGUUACCAAGGAAGAAUUGCUAAAUUUGAAAUUGGAGAUUGUGAGUGAUAUUACUUCAGUCUUCAAAAAUGAGUUAAAGGACUUGAGGAAAUUGGUUAAUUCGCAAAAUAAACAAAUUGCCGAUUUAAAAAAGGAGAUUGAUAAUCUCAGAAAUGAUAAAGUUGUUAUCAGAGCGGGACAUGUGGAUACUCCGUAUGUCCCACCCGCUCGGAAUGCCGUAUGUGAGUCAUUCCUAACUGAAACAGAAGGUAAACAAACCGAGCUACGAAAUUCUAACCAGAUUGUCGAUAUUGACACAUUAAAGACAGCCGAAGCGGAAAAUUCAGGUUUGACAUCAGCCAGCAAUAACAACCCAAAUAUAAACAAAGGAGAUUUGACAGAAUUUACAGAAAGAGAAGAUCUUGCAACGAAGUGGACAACAGUGACAAGAAGGGAAAGAAAAACAAAGAAAAGCAGUGAAUCUGAAUCGACUCGAAAUACAGUACAUAGGAAAACAAGAAGGAGUAUUUUAUGCACCGGAGACAAUAAACUAGACGAUAAGAUAAAAGGCGCCAUUAGGAGAAAAUGGAUUUACGUGGGAAGAAUUGCCGGUUCUGAUGUAACAGCUCAAGAUGUGAGGAACUUCCUUUCGAAUCUUCCUGGAUAUGAAACAAUUGAAAUAAAUAAAUUAACAACGAAAGGUACAAACUCGGCUUUCAGUAUUGGAGUGCCUGAAGAAACAUACAAUCUGACGGUGACUAAUCGUGAGCCCACUCGUAUAACUCCACACUCGGCCACCUGCCUUGAUAAUGUAAUAUCUAAUCUGGAGGGCACUACAACUGUCCAGGAAGAGCAUAUGGCUGAUCACUCGGGGCUUAAAUUCAUUUUUCAGAAUGGACCAUUACCUCUUGAGUCAGUAGUGAAGAAAAAGGUGAGAAUAUUUAAUGACAACACACACCAACAUUUUGAAUGUCUACUCAAGAAGGCGGACUGGUCUAGUGUUUACCUUCUGCCAGAAAAUAAUGUGGAUGAAAUGUGGAAUUCCUUUUCCGAAAUUUUCGGCAUGAUUUAUAGUAUUGCUUUUCCGGUGAGGACAGUAAACAGGUGCAAGAAAAACAAAUUUCAGAACUCUCCAGAGGUUAAAUCAUGGAAGCGGUUAGCGGAUGCUCUGUUUGUGGUUUCUAGGUAUAGACCCGACAUGAUGGAAAAUUAUAGAUAUGCAAAAUACAGAUACGAUAAAGCAAUUAUUUAUAAUAAACAAUUUCAUUAUAGGAGGAUCAUUGAUGGAGCUGAUAAUAAAUCGAGCGCAGUCUGGAAUGUCAUAAGGCAGAUAACCAAGAAGAAGAGGACAUCUGAUGCCAAACUCCCAGCGCUAAGCGAAGAAGGUAAUCUGGCGGAGGCUGCAGAUGCAUUCAAUAGAUUCUUUACGAAUCUCCCACCGAGACAAACUGGAGGCCCAGAGGUCAAUGUUAACAGCGCUAUUCCAGAACGAACACAUAAAUCCCUCUAUCUAUUCGACGUUACUGAAUCAGAAAUAUUGUCAGUUGUAAAAAAUAUGAAGAACAAGAAUAGUUGUGGUCAUGAUGGUGUCCCUAUGACUGUAAUCAAACGACAUAUUUCAAAUAUUUUAAGACCUCUUUGUUAGAUAAUCAACUGU
Messenger RNA from Coccinella septempunctata (seven-spotted ladybird), 1888 nucleotides. RefSeq lists its product as uncharacterized. The transcript is spliced from 2 exons. The record is from RefSeq and is a predicted model, not a curated record. NCBI's taxonomy places the organism in Eukaryota, Metazoa, Arthropoda, Insecta, Coleoptera, Coccinellidae. The coding region runs from base 11 to 1876 and encodes 621 amino acids.